AUGAGGCUGUACGAGCCAUACCAGUUCCUGCAGAACCUCACAUUGGGCUACAGCAUCUAUGACAACUAUUUCAACACCCUUCACACUUCAGAUGCCUUGCUAGACAUGCUUUCUACUGGAGAAACCAAUGUUCCCAACUACAGCUGUGGAAGGAAGGACAAACUUUUGGCUCUUAUUGAUGGAGCUGACAAUGACAUCUCCAUUCAGAUGUCAACCUUAGUAGGCACCUACAAAAUCUCACAGUUCCACCCGUUUCUCAAGAAUAAUGAAUUGUGCAAUCUUUCCCUGCUGAAACUGUACUUGGACCAAAAUGGAGAUGUAGCAGCAGACCUGAAUAUCAUAAGCUGGAUGUUUCUCUCCAAAGAAGAUCCCAUCAGAGAGCAACUGGGCAGUUUUGAACAACAGAAACUUAUUGUCAACCAAGAUUCUCUGUCACGACUAAAGUUGCUCAACAAGUCUCUCCCUCAGUCCAAAUGUGUGGAAAGUUGUCAUCCUGGAUUUGUCAAACAGGCUCGAGAAGGAGAGCCACUUUGCUGCUACGACUGCAUUCCUUGUCCGGAGGGGACCAUCUCCACCCAAGAAGAUGCUGAAAAGUGCACCAAGUGCCCAGAUGAUCAAUACCCAACCAAGAACCGAGUCCGAUGUAUCCCCAAAAGAAUAAUCUUCCUGUCCUAUGAGGAACAUCUGAGCAUUAUCCUGCUCUUCUUUGCCCUACUCUUGUUCUUAACCACUGGCUUUGUUUUAAUCAUAUUCCUUAAGUACUUAGACACUCCCAUUGUCAAAGCCAACAACCGAGACCUCUCCUACACCCUUCUGGUCUCUCUCCUGCUUUGCUUUUCAUCCUCAUCUUUCUUUAUUGGAAAACCAAGAAAAGUCAUUUGUCUUCUCCGACAAAUAGUGUUCAGCAUUGUCUUCUCAGUAGCUGUGUCUUCUGUGUUGGCCAAAACAAUCACAGUAAUGCUGGCCUUCCUGGCUGCAAAGCCAGGGAACAAGGUGAGAAGAUGGUUGGGGAAGAGCUUGGCCAACUCCAUCAUCUUUUCUUGUUCUGGUGUCCAAAUUUUUAUCUGUGCCUUGUGGCUGGGAGUUUCUCCCCCAUUCCCUGACUCUGACCUCCACUCUCAACCAGGAGAAAUCAUUCUUCAAUGCAAUGAAGGCUCUGUCACCAUGUUUUAUAUUGUCCUUGGCUACAUGGGAUUUCUAGCUACUAUUUCCUUCAUAGUGGCUUUCUUGGCCAGGAACCUGCCUGGAGCCUUCAAUGAAGCCAAGCUGAUUACCUUCAGCAUGCUGGUCUUCUGCAGUGUCUGGAUCUCCUUCCUGCCCACCUACCUGAGCACCAAAGGAAAGUCUAUGGUGGCCGUGCAGGUCUUCUCCAUCUUGACCUCUGGUGCUGGGCUGCUGAGCUGCAUCUUCUUUCCUAAGUGUUACAUUAUCAUCUUUAGACCAGAUCUAAACACUAAGGAACAUCUAAUGAUAAAAGUAGGGAAAUCAAAUUGUCCUUAA
This is a messenger RNA of Thamnophis sirtalis, 1500 nucleotides long. Lineage: Eukaryota; Metazoa; Chordata; Lepidosauria; Squamata; Natricidae. The record is from RefSeq and is a predicted model, not a curated record.